UUGCUGCAUGAAAUUGCACGUUUAGUGGCGACGGAGCUUUAAUUCGGUGGCUCUCAAUCUUUUCUCUGGGUAUGGUUACUAGAUUUUGACGUGACAUUUCAGAUAUUCUAUCCUAAAAUGGCGUAUGGACUAACUUAAUUCAAUCCACUGAGCCAUUUUUUGCACCAAACCAAACUUCAGAUAUUCUAGGAUCUUACUUCAAUUUUGAUGUUUCAAAACAUACGUGCGCAAUACAUAAAUUUACGCAAACAAAUAUAUAACACAUAGAACUAUUUAGCAGCGACACGUGUGUGAGAUUUUUAUGUUCAACAUCGUAAAAUAUUGACAGUAAUAAUUUAAUGUCAUUUCUUUGUGUUUAUAUUUUACGUUGUUUACAUGACGUGAGAAGAAGGGAAGGUUAUAUUCGAUACAUGUGACACAAGGCAGAAAAAGGAGAAAAAAUGGAUAAACCAUGCUCUCCUGAAGAAAUUGAGAAGAAGCGUUUAGUAGCAUUGCAAAGAAGAAAAGAAGCUCAAUUAAGGGCACAAAAGACAUAUAAAAAUAAUUCAUUACAUGAUCAAUUCAAUUACAAGGAGAACAGAAAUAUCAAAGACAAUACAGUAGUUAGAAGUAGUCCAAUGCAUGAACAAUCCAGACACAGUGAAAGUACAAAUAUUAUAAGACAAGAAAGACCAAGCAAUCGUUUCAGUCCUAUUGAAGCAAAAAACUUCUUUAAUAAAAAAACACUUGUAACAGGAAAUUGUUACAUGACCACUGAUGAUAGAUUUGCAGUAGAACUAUCAACAUUUGUACCUGAAAUUAUUGAGACAUUUAAAACAAUUCCAAGCAGAGUAUAUGAUGUAAAAACUAGAAUAUGGAAUUUUCACAUAAAUGAUUAUGAAAUUCUGAUGCAGAAACUAAUGUGUCAUAACCCUAGGAUAUCUGUAACAAAAAUACCAGAGAAUAUUCUUCAGAUAUUUAAAAAAAACUUAAAAUUAGACAAGCAAAUAGCAACACCAGAUCUGUCAAAAAUUGAUGAACAAUUAACAAGUAAUUUAAUGCCAUUUCAACAAGAUGGUGUUUGCUAUGGUAUAUCUAGAAGCGGCCGUUGCAUGAUUGCAGAUGACAUGGGUUUAGGGAAAACAAUGCAAGCAUUAGGCAUAGCACAUUAUUUUAAAGAGAAUUGGCCUCUUUUGAUUGUGGUUCCUUCAUCAGUCAGAUAUCAGUGGUCUGAAGCAAUUUAUGAGUUCCUGCCGUCUGUACCUGCACACUAUAUUCAUCAUUUUUUAAAUGCAAAAGAUUGUAUCGGAGAUGCAAAGAUUACUAUUGUAUCAUAUGAGUUAUUAGUACGAGCUAUAGAAACCUUCAAGAAACAUAUUUUUGGAUUUGUUAUUUUGGAUGAAUCACAUGUCUUGAAGAGCAAUAAGACUGCAAGAUUUCAAGCUGCUCAAGAAAUAUGCACUCAUGCUCGCCACGUUGUGCUGCUCACUGGAACUCCAGCUCUGUCAAGACCAAUCGAAUUGCAUUCUCAGAUCAGUCUUAUUUCCCCGCGAUUUAUGAGAUACGAAGACUAUGGUAUACGAUACUGCGCAGGACAAAGAAGUACAUUUGGUUGGGACUUUACUGGUUCCUCAAAUUUACAGGAAUUGCAAUUGCUAUUGAAGUCUACUUGUAUGAUUCGAAGGCUAAAAGCUAAUGUAUUAAAUCAAUUGCCAUCUAAAAUAAGACAAGUGGUUGUGUUAGAUUCUGAUUUAAUUAAAGCUGGCACCAAACAAAUGAAGGAGAUGUCGAAACUAUUGCAAAAAAAGAUCACAGCCCUAGAACGGCAUAAUGCUCUAUUGCAGUAUUACAAUGAGUCUGGUUUCGCAAGAUUAAAGGCAGUGUGCAAGUAUGUCACGAAUUUAUUUGAAGACAAAAAAAAGUGUCUUCUUUAUGCUCAUCAUCAAGUAGUUUUGGAUGCCAUUUGCAAAGUUGCUGACUCUAUGAACAUACGAUAUGUGAGAAUUGAUGGCAAAACCUCUCCAGAGCAAAGAAAAGUCGAAGUGGAUACAUUUCAGGAGAAUGAUGAUUGUUUGGCGGCCGUUUUGUCAAUUACCGCAGCAAAUGCUGGCGUUACAUUAACGGCCGCAAGUCUAGUAGUCUUCGCUGAAUUAUUCUGGAACCCUGGUGUUUUGUGUCAGGCAGAAGACAGAGUGCACAGAAUCGGGCAAAAUGACAAAGUUAUAAUCCAAUAUUUGGUAGCGAAAGACACUGCAGACGAUUAUAUAUGGCCGUUAAUUAAGAAUAAAAUGAAAGUUUUGAAUGCAGCUGGAUUCGACCACGAUUUGUCAAUAGAUAACGUUGACAUCCAGAAAGAAACCGGACAACAAGAUUUGACAACUUAUUUUCUGAAUACUUCCUCGUCCUCUGGAGGAACGCAAUCGCAACAAGAUAAAGAGCAAGAAGAUUCCCAAAAUAUGAAAGACAUUAUUAAGCAAGAAAAUGAAUUUAUUAAGCAAGAAAAUGAUCCGGAAGCAUCAACAUCUAAAAGCAACUUCGAAGAAUUACUUGAAAUUGAUGAAGAAUGUUUCGACUCUUGUAAUUGGGAUAAUAUGAUAUAAUUGCAGUUAUUUUAAAUCUGAAUGUUAAAAUACUCUUUCGCAAAUUUAUUUGUUAUUUAAUUAUUUUGCUAUAAAAACAGUUCUCUGUAUGUCUUUCCUAUUCUCUUGUUUGUAUUUUAUGCAUGUCGUUAUUUUCUUCCAGGAAUUGAUAACGAUAUUUAAAAAAGAUGGUUUGCAA
This is a messenger RNA of Pseudomyrmex gracilis, 2757 nucleotides long. It is a transcript of the gene Marcal1, whose product is annotated as SWI/SNF-related matrix-associated actin-dependent regulator of chromatin subfamily A-like protein 1. Gene Ontology annotation, molecular function: ATP binding; ATP-dependent chromatin remodeler activity. NCBI's taxonomy places the organism in Eukaryota, Metazoa, Arthropoda, Insecta, Hymenoptera, Formicidae. Gene Ontology annotation, cellular component: nuclear replication fork. Bases 441 to 2579 code for a protein of 712 amino acids. The record is from RefSeq and is a predicted model, not a curated record. The transcript is spliced from 12 exons. Gene Ontology annotation, biological process: DNA repair; replication fork processing.